Messenger RNA from Aspergillus puulaauensis, 768 nucleotides. It is a transcript of the gene SEC65, whose product is annotated as RNA-binding signal recognition particle subunit SEC65. Lineage: Eukaryota; Fungi; Ascomycota; Eurotiomycetes; Eurotiales; Aspergillaceae. The record is from RefSeq and is a predicted model, not a curated record. Gene Ontology annotation, biological process: SRP-dependent cotranslational protein targeting to membrane, signal sequence recognition; SRP-dependent cotranslational protein targeting to membrane. Gene Ontology annotation, molecular function: 7S RNA binding. Gene Ontology annotation, cellular component: signal recognition particle, endoplasmic reticulum targeting. Bases 1 to 768 code for a protein of 255 amino acids. The transcript is spliced from 2 exons.
AUGUCCCGCAACGCCCAAGUCGAAGAGGUGUCCGACUCGGACCCCGAAGAAGUUGCUCCUUCUUUGGUCUCUAGCAGCGCCAACGAGUCAAUUCUUCCUGGAAACUCUAUUCCGUCAUCAAUGCCCACGAGUUCUGCGCCCGAGCCUCAGCGAGAAAUUCCCAAAUCGUACCAAUGUCUUUACCCGAUAUAUUUCGACAAGUCGCGAUCCCGCGCAGAGGGCCGGAAAGUUGGCACUGAGCUUGCCGUGGAAAACCCGCUAGCGAGGGACAUUGUCGAUGCUGUACAGAUGCUAGGAUUGCGAGUUGGAUUUGAGCCAGAGAAAUUGCACCCCAAGGACUGGGCGAAUCCGGGGCGUGUUCGCGUGCAGUUGAAAAAUGAGAGCGGGGGACCGAUCAACUCGCAAGUAAAGAAUAAGCACCACCUCUAUAUUCUAGUUGCUCAAUACCUCAAAGCCCACCCGACCACGGACCAGUCACCUUACCGCUUGCGUAUUCGAGGGCUCCCAAUGCCCGAAAAACUACCCGAUGCACCUGCAGCUCCUCGUGGUUGGAAGAUUGGCAAGAUCCUCCCGAUACACUCCCCCGCAUACAGCGGUGGCGGGGUUAGCGAUAAUCCUCUGAAGGACGCCAUGGCCGAGAUGCAAGGAAUGCAAGGGAUGCCCGGUAUGCCGCAAAUUCCUGGAAUGCCCAACCUGGCAGGUAUGAUGGGCGGGGAGCCAUCGGGCGGCGGGGAAAAGAAGAAGGAGAAGAAGAAGGGCAAAGCAUGA